AUGCAAACAUUACAAUCAUCGCUUAAUCCAUCAUCAGUGAAAGAUCUACUUUAUUCAGCGAUGAUAUUAACACAGAAUGACCAAAUUGAACAAGAAAACUGGAUCGAAUUGUCAAGACUACUAUCAGUUACAGACACAAGUCAGUUUAAAGAAAGACUUUUCUUCGUAAAUACCGAUGUAGAAAGAAUAGAAUUUAUAAUCGAUAAUAUUUUUGCAUUAACAAAUAUUAAUGAUGAUACAUAUUUCGAAAUUAUUGAAUCAAAAUUGAUUCGAGAAAUAUCCGUCAAUUUUGAGAAUCUCUCACGAAAUAGUUAUAACGAAAUCAAACAUAUAGGUCGCUGUAACUUGUACCUCUCUAAUGACGUAAAUCAAACAGUAUUAAAUAUGCUUGCUAAUAUUUCAAUAAAUAUCACUCUUAUGGAAAAUUUAGUAACAUGGUUAUUAAAAAAGCUGAGAAAUUUUAAAGGUUAUGAUGAUACAUGGCUUUCAUUGAUGAUGUGUGAGUCUUUACUAUCUUUGGUUUCUGCCUGUGUUCAAAAGGAAGAUUAUUUGUAUAGAAAAAUAAUCAAUGCUCCAAAUUUUAAUAAAAUUCAAAUGGUUACACUUUUAGAAAAAGCACUUAAUAAUCAUCCAUGUUUUACAGCAAGAGGAAAUGCUUUUAUAUUACUUGCAGCAAUGGAUCAACCCGAUCAUCGAGUAAUCAUAAAUGCCUUGAACACAUUACUUGAUGAGAAUGUAGUGAAAAAAUAUUUUGCAAUUGGAGUUCCUUUAAUACAUUUAUCACCCAGCGAAUUUGUCGAUGAUUUAUUAGAGUCAUUAAAAAAUGAAAGUGCUAUUAAAGCUUAUGAAAUAUUAAAAAUAUUGACAGAAUUAGCUUUAAAUGAAAAGAUUGAUAUCAAUAGUAAAUCGAAGAUCAUACAUUAUGUAGCAAAUGAAAUAGGACAACUAAAAUCAAAGAAACCGGUCAAUUAUUACUAUACAGAUAUAAUGAUUCCUUUCACAACAACCUUGGAAAAUGAAUUAUAUAAAGCAUGGAUCAAAAUACAAGGACUCUCUGGUAAAAUACAGUAUUCUGUUAAUAAAGAAGAAUCAAAAAAUUAA
Messenger RNA from Rotaria sp. Silwood2, 1101 nucleotides. The record is from the annotation of a GenBank genome assembly. NCBI's taxonomy places the organism in Eukaryota, Metazoa, Rotifera, Eurotatoria, Philodinida, Philodinidae.